CGCGCGAGCGAACAAAACGUAGUUAGUAUUUUUUUUAAUUUGGUGAAAAAUUUAUUGUUAAUAAUUUAUCUUUCGAGUGUGAUGCCUUACAAAGGAAAUGAAGAUUCUAAAUACGUUGAGGAACUACGGAAAUGGGACGAAAUAUUUUCAUAUUUUUAAACAGAUCUUGGCAUGUAUAGCGGCGGACCUGAUCAUGCUGUCAGCGGGCAUGGCGUACGGGUUCAGUGGCACGCUGCUGCCUGAGUUAGUUCUAGAUGAGUCUAUAGCGUACGACAGGAGCUACGAUUCCUGGGUCGCGUCAGCCUUGCCGUUAUCAGCCAUCUUCGCCUGUUUGAUUGCGGGACCAAUUAUUGACCGGUUUGGUAGAAAACGAGGCCUCAUGAUAACUCUUAUCCCACUAUUCCUUGGGUGGCUACUUCAAGCUUUCGCCAAAUCUAUCGUCCUACUAUUAAUCGGAAGAUUCCUAACCGGACUCUGCACUGGAGCAGUUAGACCCUGCGCUUUAGUAUAUUUAGGAGAAAUAUUCGACCCCAAAUACAGAGGAACAGCUCUAUUUAGCAUGUCUUUGUCCAUGCAUCUGGGAGUACUGAUCUGUCACUGGAUAAGUCAUUACGUCAAUUGGCGGACCUGCUGUUUUGUUUUCAUAUCUCCCCCCUUGAUAAGCUUACUAAUACUAAUUUAUUUGAGAGAAAGCCCUAUGUGGUAUAUAUUAAAUGGAAGAAUUGAUGAAGGAAUAGAGAUAUUCAAAUGGUUUAGAGGUGACGGUGAAGCCGCUGAUAAAGAAUUAGAAGAAUUUAUGAAAAAGCAAGUUGGUAAGGCGGAUAUAACAAGAAAGGAGCUCUUAGCGUUUGUUUUCAGUAAACCUUUUAUGAAACCUUUCGUAACGGUAGUAAUAUUGUUUUUAUCAGUUCAGUUUUUGGGGUUAAACAAUUUAUCAUUUUACGCUGAAGAUAUAGUCAGGAACACCUUUUCAACUGACGUGGAUACAUUUUCUAUGGUGAUGGCCCUUGAUGCAAUAAGGGUGAUUUCAUCAUUAGCGAUGUGUUCGAUAAUAGAUAGGUUACCGAGAAAAUUAACAUUUCUGAGUAGUAGCUUUGUUGCAUGUAUAUUUAUAUUGGCAAUAGCUGUAUUUUUAUACGUAGAUUUAGGAUUAAUAUGGUUACAUAUUUUAUCUAUGAUUGGGUAUGUAUCUUUUGGUAGUGCAGUAGUCAGUUUGUCUUGGUCAUUUUUGCCUGAAAUAAGCCCAAGUAAAGUUAGAGGGUUUACAUCUGGUUUAGGAGCUGCUAUAAAUUUUUUGAUGUUAUUUGCCUCUGUAAAUGCUACUCCUAGAUUGGGCCAAGUAUAUGGACAACAGGCUGUGUUUAUUCUCCACGGUACAACUACAUUGUUGUGUACUGUUUUCCUUUGCUUUUUAUUACCAGAAACGAAAGGAAAGACGUUGCAAGAAAUUGAAGACACUUACGUUAAUAAUGGAGAGGGUGAUAGUACAAAGUGAUUUCAUGUAGAAUAAAUAUGAUAAAGUUUGGCUAAAUACAAGAGAGAAAGAGAUGAAAUUUUAAUUUUGUAAAGUUGAUUUUGCACUAGUUAACUUACGAGAUUAAUUGUAAAAUUAUUUGUGAACCAAUGAAAGAAUGUGAAGAUAUAUAAAGAUGUAAGAAAUAGUUGUUUUUAUUUAGAAUGCAAUGUUGACUUUAAGUAUUACAUUCCAUUUCAAAAGUGACGAUAGUAACAGAACUAUUGCUUUUGUUGAAUUUUC
Molecule: messenger RNA, 1756 nt
Organism: Amyelois transitella
Lineage: Eukaryota; Metazoa; Arthropoda; Insecta; Lepidoptera; Pyralidae
Product: facilitated trehalose transporter Tret1
Exons: 3
Coding region: 98-1495 (465 amino acids)
Biological process (GO): transmembrane transport
Cellular component (GO): membrane
Molecular function (GO): transmembrane transporter activity
Source: RefSeq, a predicted model, not a curated record